UCCAGAUGAUGAGGUGAAGAUGGAGAGAGAUCUUCUGUCUGCUUUGUUACUUGUGUUGUUCCUGAGUGUCACUGCAGUCUGUGGUGAAGAAUACACAGAGAACGUGUCCUGCUCCAACAACCAAACAGCCUUUAAUGGCUCAUGUUAUGAGUUUGUAAACCUGAAUCUGAGCUUCGUUAAUGCUCAGGCCAGCUGUGAGCGCGGCGGUGGACAUCUGGUUUUCAUCCGCAACGAAGAAACACAACAGUUUCUCCAGAAACAUCUGAAUUCGACAGAACACAACUGGUGGAUCGGCUUAGUGUCCGCAUCCUACAACUCCAGCUCCAAUGUUUCUACAGAUCUGUUGACGUGGCUGGAUGGAUCUACUGUAACUGGGAAUUGCUCUAACUCGGUGGAAGAUGCCGUGCCUGACACCAGCUGUGGCUACAUCUCCGACGAAUCUGAUUUUCGAUGUGGAGCGACUACUAACUGCACCCAGGAGUUCUACUUCAUCUGCGAGUUUGAGUCAGGACAGAGUUUAGCCUGCAUGGACAACCAUUCCAUGCUGCAGUGUGACUCUGGUCAGGUCCUAGCGGUCAACGAGAGCUUCUAUGGCAGGAACACAGCGUACUACUGCAUGGCUGCUAACUAUUCUCUGUCACAAACAUUUGACCAGGACAUGUGCAGCUGGGUGGACGUGACACGUACGGUAACAGCCGUCUGCGAUGGCCAUCAAGUGUGCAAGAUUCCUGAUGCACCAGUAUUUGGAGAGCCUUGUCCACAACUGGGAAGUUACCUGUUUGUAAAAUAUCUCUGCAGAAACGACUCGUCUUCAAAUGAAAACAAAAGCUCUUCACAGUUUAAAAGAAACGCUCCAGACGACGACUGCUCAUGCAAGGAUCUAAGCGACUACUACGAUCACGGCAUCAAAAUCGAUUGUGUUGAUAACUGUAAUCAAAGAAUACUUCCUGGUUUGGACAUUAUACUAAAACCCCACAAAGAUGUGAAUAAUGGCGAGUGGUAUUACGUACAGUGGGAUGGACCGACUGCUGUGACUCCGUGUAAGAAAGACGACCGCACUGCUACUAUACAUCUGAGUGCCGUUCUCGGAAACGGUGACACUUUUAAUGCUUCAAGUGCUUUUUUGAUCAACUUUACACAAGGCAUCACUAUUGUACUAAAAGGUUAUAAAGGUGGAAAGUUAGGUUAUGAUUGCUACGAUGUUGAAUUCCCGUCAAUCAAAGUACCAACCACCCAAACCACACGCACGACCACCCAAAAUUCAUCCACUUUUUCCCCACAACAAGAAUCACAACCACAAUCCACCACCAAAAAACCUCUAACCACAACAACAAGAACAACAGGAACAUCAACACAACCCACACCGAACUGUCAGAUUUCUCCUUCCACUGGAGAUACUCUCACUCCCUUCAAAGUCACGUGCAACGUAGACCCAAAUUUUUGCUCUAACAAGCUUUGCAGAUUCUACCUGAAAACCUCUAAUGGUGAUUUUGUGUAUCGUGGCAAUCAGAAGAUCAUGACGAACCUGUUCCUUCCUCAGGGUGUAUAUGAGCUGAUAGUCAACAUUAACAAUAUGGCCGGUCAGACGAUCAGCACUACACUCCAAGUUCAAGUAACAGACAAAAAAAAAGUGAGUCAUGACGCGGUACAGGAUCUCGUGUCACAAGCUGCAUCUCAGCAGAAAGAAGGGUCGCUUUCAACUGGCAUGUUGGCAAAGUUGUUUGGAAGCAUUUCCGAUAGCCUAAACGACAGUUAUUCCGACAAUGCGACACAAAAGCUAGUGGAGAGCAUGGCUGAAACUUUGUGUGCUGUGGUGUCCCAGGAAUGUACAACCUUUAUUGAUGGCGAUAUGACCGACAUUGCUUCCACUAUCCUAAGCCUUGUCUCACUUGAAAAGCAGCAGACACAAAAAUCUGAGAUGGAAGCAACCUGUGUUAUUGACAAAAUUAGUAAGAAACUAUGUCUGUCCGAUGGGUACGAAGUGGACAGUGCAGUUUUGCCUCUUGUUUCAUCAGCCAGUAUUCUCCUCAAACUUACAGCAGAGUCAGACAAACAGAUCUCUGGAACAGUAGUAACGUUAUUAAACCAAAUACAGAGCGCCAUGCUCCUUAAUAAAACGAUAAACACAGAGCCAACGUUGGUCACUACACCGCUGAUUAAUCUAUAUGUUAACAGAGUGACUCCAGAUAAUCUCCAUAAAUUGCAGAUCAGUAGUGGGAACACUUCAGCUGCCUUUUCACUCCCAGCUUCAGUUUCAGCUUCGAUUCCUUCAAAUGAGACGGUGAAUUUACGUAUGAUUAGCUUCGGGAUAAACCCUUUUGCUUGGAACAAAGGAAAUAAUAUUAGUGGAAAAGUUGGGAGUCUCUCACUUACCAGGGAUGAUGGCUCUACUUUUCCAGUGGAAAAUCUCAGUGAGGAAAUUGAGGUUCUCUUACCAUUAGAAGGUGGUGUGGCUACGAACAAAACAUUUCUGAACCUGACAAGUUACAGCACUAUGGCCAUCAACGUGACUGUGCCACACAUCUCACUGGUCCUGAAACUGGAGCCUUCAGAUAACACAUCUUUGAUGUUAAAUCUAGGCUUUCAAUACUAUCCCAAUGACACCAAAUAUGUGGCCAAGACCCAGUUCCCUCAACCAGGAGACUCACAAGCGGGUGGGUAUACGUGGGUGCUGAAUCCCAAGGAUGUAGAACUAGCAGUGGGCGUGUACUAUCUGCUAGUGAGGCCUAUUGUACCACCGGGUGUGAAUUCCUCGAAUGCAUCAGUGUUUGUCACAUCAAUUGCUGCAACCUGCAAGUUCUGGAGUGAGCAGAACAGCAGCUGGAGUACAUAUGGCUGUAGGGUUGGCCCUCAGACCACAUCACAGGUCACUCAGUGCCUGUGCACUCACCUGACUUCUUUUGGGAGCUCCUUCUUUGUCAUGCCCAACAUGGUUGAUGUGUCUCAAACUGCUCAGCUUUUUUCCACAUUUGCCAACAACCCUGUGGUUGUGUGUUUUGUUGGUGCCAUAUUCCUGGCGUAUUUUAUAACGGUGAUAUGGGCACGCAGGAAAGACCUUCAGGACAAGAUAAAGGUGAGAAUCACAGUGCUGGAGGAUAAUGACCCAUUGGCUGAAUACCGUUACUUGGUAGCAGUCGCCACGGGUCAUCGCUUUGGAGCUGCCACCACGUCUCACGUUACGCUGACGUUAACAGGCACUGUUUGGGAGAGUAAGCCUCAUCAUCUGUCUGAUCCAGAAAAACCUGUCUUUACUAGGGGAGGGGUGGACAUAUUUAUACUCACCACUCCUUUUUCACUUGGAGAUCUGCAGAGCAUCAGGUUGUGGCAUGACAACUCUGGCGAGCAUCCUGACUGGUAUGUCAAUAGGGUGAUGGUGCAGGAUCUGGAGACCGGACAGCUAUGGAAUUUCUUGUGUAACUCAUGGCUGGCAAUCGAUUUAGGGGAUUGUGCUCUGGACAAGGUGUUCUCUAUAGCAUCUGAGACCGAGUUGAAAGGUUUCCACAAUAUCUUUUUCACCAAGACAGCAAAAGACUUGUGUGAUGGCCACAUCUGGUACUCUGUCUUAAACCGACCUGCGAACAGUAGUUUCACUCGAGUGCAGCGUCUCUCUUGCUGUUUCUCCCUGCUUCUCUGCACCAUGUUAACCAGCAUCAUGUUCUGGGGGGUUCCCAAAAGCCCCUCUGAGCAAAACAUGAAUUUAGGCACAAUAAGCUUCAACAUACAGCAAGUGAUGAUCGGUGUCCAGAGUUCGAUUAUUAUGUUCCCUGUCAACCUCUUGAUUGUGACCAUAUUCAGAAGCACCCGGCCACGGAGAAAGAAAGACGUGGCCAUAAUUCAGGACUCCAAAUCUGGGUCCCCUAAGCAGGAGAAAAAACUUGCAGAGAAAUGGCGCAUUCAGACCGACAUCACUAUCGAGAUUGUUGUCAAAGAGUUAAAGAAAAUAGUUAGCGCCCUGGCUAAGGCAGUGAAGUGUCCUUUUCCGAAUGCAGCCCAGGAAUCUGAAACAACAGACAUCAGCACUUUAUUGUUUGUCCUGGAAGACAUCAUCCGUCAGCAGAAUUUCACCGUUAGCAAAGUUUACGGAGAAGAUACGGAAAACGAUCCGUUCUUAGUAUACAAGCUAUAUCGGCACUAUCUCUACAAACAGCUCCGGAAUUUAGAAAAAGAGCUGAGGAUGAUGGGUCCUUCAAAAUUCCCAAAGCCAGAGAGAUAUAUUCAGACUGUGCUUCAGGUCCAAGGUAUAAAACAAUUGCUCGAGCCUUAUCUUUACUCCAACCCUAUGGGCAACCAGGUGACUAUUGCAGACACUGAAGAAAAGAAAAAGAAAAAUUGCUUCCAGAAAGGCUUUCCCUGGUGGUUUGUGUUUGUGGGUUGGUUUCUCAUUGCGGCAACUAGCGGCGUGUCGGCGUACUUCACCAUGAUGUACGGGCUGACAUACGGAAAAGACCGCUCCAUCAGCUGGCUCAUUUCUAUCUCGGUCUCGUUCUUUGAGAGUUUGUUUGUCACCCAGCCUAUAAAAGUCCUAGGAUUUGCGAUCUUCUUUGCCCUAGUGGUGAAAAAUAUCGAAAGUAACGAUGAGAAUUAUUUUACUAUGUUAAAGGACAUGACACUUACCUACUCAGACGAUCCCGAUGAUAUCCGAAUUUCCAGAAGGGAUAGCACAUGCAGCUUCUACCAGCCUCCUCCGAUUAGCGACAUUGAGAAAAUGAAGAGAAACUAUUUAAAAAAUCAGAAAGCUAUUGCUUUAAUCAAAGAAAUCAUCAUUUACCUAGUGUUUCUGUGCGUACUACUCCUGGCUACGUACGGUCAGCGUGAUCCAAACGCUUAUUAUCUCACACAACACAUUCAGCAGAGCUUCAGCAACGGUAUCAGCGACAGCAUGAGUGCCGGUGACGUGUUCACUUGGGCGAACGGCGUCCUCAUCGGCAAUCUCUACGGACAACGUCCAGGCUUCAUCACAGAUGGAAACUCAAAGCUUGUGGGAAGUGCGCGUAUGCGUCAGAUUCGAGUGAACAAGGACUCGUGCAGAAUUUCUAGAGUCAUGAAACAUCUUGUUCAUGAUUGUAAUGCACCAUAUUCGUGGAAUAUCGAAGAUAUGGGCUCCUAUGGUCCAGGAUGGAAUAGUUCAAUGGGUGUAAAUAUGACUGAAACCCUCCUUAUGUCCUGGCAAUACCAAACCCAGUCUAAACUCAAGGGAAACCCUAUCUGGGGCACAAUGGCUUUCUACAGAGGUGGAGGUUUUGUACUGGACAUGGGUCUUGACCCGGAGCAAGCAAGCAGCAUGCUACAGUACCUGUUUAACAACACAUGGUUAGAUGUAUACACACGGGCGAUCUUCAUCGAGUUCACGGUAUACAACGCAAACGUCAACCUCUUCUGUAUUGUAACACUGAUGCUAGAAACCACUGCAGUGGGAGCGUUCCAAUACAGCAGCAAGCUGCAAACGUUACGUCUUUACGAGACCACCGAUGGCAUUAAUAUAGUGGCAUCUGAGGUCAUUUAUUUCCUUUUCAUUCUCUAUUAUAUGUUUUUGCAGAUCAAGAAGAUCAAGCAAGAGAAACUGCAGUACUUCAGGAGCAAGUAUAACCUUUUAGAGCUAGCUAUCAUUCUUUUAAGUUUGGCUGCAUUGGGUGCAAUUAUCGACAGAACCGUUCAGGGAAACCAAGAACUGAAGUAUUUUCAGGAGCACAAAGACCAAUUUCCGAGCUUCUACAGCACAGCCUCAGCAGACUCAUGUCUGGGGAACAUUUUGGCUUUCCUGAUUCUUAUGGCAACCGUCAAAAUGUGGCAUCUGAUGCGCCUCAACUCCAAACUCAACUUGAUCACCUGCACGCUGCGACGGGCCUGGAACGACAUCUCCAGCUUCAUCGUGGUCCUAAUCAUCAUGGUUCUAGCCUACUCCAUUGUGAGCAAUUUGCUGUUUGGUUGGAUUCUGUACACAUACAAGACUCUUCAAGACUCUGCCUUGGCCAUUAUUGCCUUACAGCUUGGCAUAUUUGAUUACGAACAGGUCCUGAAUCUGAACCCAAUUCUUGGUUCGUUCCUAAUUCUCUCUUGUGUCCUGUUCAUGACAUUCGUGGUGCUGAAUCUUUUUAUCUCAGUCGUCCUCGAGGCGUUCAGUCACGAGCAGAAGCACUACAAGCCAUCAGAAGAGGAGGAAAUAGUAGACCUGAUGAUUAUGAAGAUAUGCAGAGCCUUUGGAAUCCCAGUCAAGAAGAAAUGAUGAAGAAAAGCAAACUUACACCUUGUUAUGUUUCAUAUGUAGCUGCUGAAGAUGAAUAAACUCUUCAGUGAGAAACUUUUGCCUUUCAUUUCUACUAAUAAAAAAAAAGAAACUGUUAAAAAAAAGUCUAUUAGUGAGUUUUAUUUGCUUUAUUUAAACAGUUUAUUUGUGAAUGAAAAAAGUGUAAAUCCAGAAGAUGCAAAUCAAUAAAAUCAUGAGUACAUGGGAGCUGUUUUUGGGCAUUGUACUUUUUUAUUUAAGUGAUAUUACAUGGGUGCAGAUACGGAUACAAAAAAAAAAAAACCAAGAACGGCAAACGAAACGACCGAUGAGAGA
Molecule: messenger RNA, 6559 nt
Organism: Tachysurus fulvidraco (yellow catfish)
Lineage: Eukaryota; Metazoa; Chordata; Actinopteri; Siluriformes; Bagridae
Gene: pkd1l2b
Product: polycystic kidney disease 1 like 2b
Exons: 36
Coding region: 20-6223 (2067 amino acids)
Biological process (GO): detection of mechanical stimulus
Cellular component (GO): membrane
Molecular function (GO): protein binding; carbohydrate binding; calcium channel activity
Source: RefSeq, a predicted model, not a curated record